This is a messenger RNA of Tribolium madens (black flour beetle), 1303 nucleotides long. Its product is annotated as peroxisomal membrane protein PEX16. Gene Ontology annotation, cellular component: peroxisomal membrane. NCBI's taxonomy places the organism in Eukaryota, Metazoa, Arthropoda, Insecta, Coleoptera, Tenebrionidae. The transcript has 4 exons. Gene Ontology annotation, biological process: peroxisome organization. The record is from RefSeq and is a predicted model, not a curated record. Bases 148 to 1185 code for a protein of 345 amino acids.
UUCGCUUCCCUAUAUUGCCAACCCGUGAGUCAAGUAACCUUUUUAUCUACGAGUGGUUUGUUGUUUUCAUAAAAAAAAUUCCUCGUUCCUUUUUAGCUUCGAUUUAAUAAAUGUAAUUUACUAUAAUUGUUGUUUGUAAAUACAAAAAUGUCAUCGAUUUUGCUGUCCCUUCCGGAAAUUUUUGCGUCGUACAAAAACUGGGUGAGCCAAAACCCCCAAUUUGCCAGUGACUGUGAGACUUCAGCAAAGUGGAUUUCUUAUUUUAUUGCCGGUAAAAUCAACAGCUCUCAUGUCUUGUCAGAGCUGGUGUACUGUUUGUCAAAUCUGUUAGUUUUGUUAAAUGACAGGAUCAUAAACAAUGUUAGGCAACUGGAAUUGCCAAGUUCUGGGGACACUUUAAAAUUAUGGUUGACGGUUGUGGAAUAUUGCGAGGUUUUGUUUGAAUUAUCAGCCCAAAAAAUUUGGGGUAAUGUGGGAAAAUGGCUGAUUGUUGUAGGAGUGCAAGUUUUCAAGUGUAUAGCAAGGUUAAUUCUUGUGUACAAUCAUAAAGAAAAUAUAAUACAGACGCCUCCAAUUCCAUUGUUGGAUAGAGGAAAGAUACCGAAAGAUGCUGUAAAUUGCAGUUCGGUGAGAGAAAUAGCUCAAGCGCAAAUAAAUUCUGCUACUUUUACCCUGAAAGAGUCAGGACGAGUGAUAAGAAAAAUUGAUGCUUCACCUCCGAUUAGUUUAAGGACGUGGAAGCCCCUAAAGGCACAAGAAACGUGUGAUAAUGAACAGACAAUUGAACAAGCUUUGGCUGGAAGACAGCUCAUUGCUGAAACUAUUUAUAUAGUUAAACCCAUGGUCCAUUUAGCCUCACUGGCGUGUUUUGGAAAUAAUUCAUGGAAGCCAUGGAUCAUAUCUCUUACAAUGGACAUAACUAGUUUGCAGUUGUAUAAAUCAUGUAAAGGAACAAAGAGCAAUUACUUGACCCCUAAACAGAAAUUACAAUUAUCUAAAAGGACAAUUAUUCUAGUUAUGUAUCUAUUAAGAUCGCCUUUUUAUGAUAAGUAUAGCAAAGAUAAGGUAAAUGCGUUGUUAAUUUCGUUGAGUAGAAAUGUGCCUUUGGCAAAAUUAAUUUGUCAACCAUUGGCACAGUAUUUGCCAUUCUGGCAAAGCAAUUAUUUCUACAUGUGGUCCACUUAAGGAUAUGGUGAUAAGUCUAAAACCAGGGUUAUUAAAACAAUUGGUACAGUCACAGAGAUGGUAUAUUUUUACAAAGUACUUGGUUUCUUGUGUUUUAUAAUAAAGUUGAGAAAAAAUU